Acanthaster planci (crown-of-thorns starfish) is the source of this 2439-nucleotide messenger RNA. Its product is annotated as proton-coupled folate transporter-like. NCBI's taxonomy places the organism in Eukaryota, Metazoa, Echinodermata, Asteroidea, Valvatida, Acanthasteridae. Gene Ontology annotation, molecular function: transmembrane transporter activity. Gene Ontology annotation, cellular component: plasma membrane. Gene Ontology annotation, biological process: transmembrane transport. The record is from RefSeq and is a predicted model, not a curated record.
AGGGGGCGCUGUUUGAAUGCGCUACACGCAGAGAGCAAAACACAACGCCACAGUUAUUGCCAAAGUGAACGGGGUUUGAGAAACGGCCAUGAUUUUGACAUUGACAAUGACAUGUCGACAUGUGAUCAGCCGGCCAGAUAUUUUGCUCGGGCUGGAUCGAUCGGUGACGGUAUAUCUCUGGCUCUAGCUAGCUAGCUAGCUCGCUGACGUUCAUGGACGUUAGGCUGGUCAUCACCUUCACGGACGUUAGGCUGGUCAUCACCUUCACGGACGUUAGGCUGGUCAUCACCUUCACGGCCAAAGAUGGACAUGACGGAGGGGCUAUGUUCAAUGUUGUUUGCCUACAUGUACCGGUACCUCCAUCAUUAGCCCCACUCUCACUCCCGAUCCAUCCGGAGUGAUACUGAUAGUCCGUGCCACACUAGUGAUGCUACUAGUACUACAUCAUAUGGUCAACCAGUUUUUCUGAGACAGGUGUCUGGAAAAGCAUUCCCUUUGGAAAAAUGGACUUAAUACCAGUACCUUGCUGACAAAUACAUGAUCACCUCACUCAUUGUGGAGAGCAGCUUUGUCAACUGACACUCAAUCUUGAAGUUGUUAGAUGACUGAGAUGUAAUAUUUGAGGAUGUGGUGAAGAAGAAAGGACCUUUGUUCGCUACAUUUUCCCAAACUUUUAAUGCUGCAAAUUCCUUUGAAAGGAUUUUUACCUGAGUGGUUUGGCCCGGCAAUAUGGCAAUUGGCCAGGGUAUCUACAAAUAUGUCACCACAGAGCACAUACUGGUUGCGUUUAUGUUAGCCUACGGGCCCAUUAUACCCACCCAAACGCAGUACAUUGAGAAGAGGAUCGCGGAGCAGUUGGGAGUAGUAGAGGUCAGGUUGUCCGAGUGUGUCACAAACACAUCCAGUUCUGGCUAUCAGCUGAGGCAGAAAGUGCAACAAGAGGCCAGCAACUGGUCCCUGUACCUCACGGCCAUCCUGGCCUUCUCUGUGAUAUUUUCGGCAAACAUGUGGGGUGCUCUUAGUGACAAGUACGGCCGCUACGUGGCCUUAAUCAUGCCGUGUGUCGGUCUUGUUUUAAACGGUGUCGUCAAUUUACUGGUGGUUUAUUUCUGCCUUCCCCUGUGGGUCCUGCUCAUUGGGAGCCUGGCGCAAGGAAUCGGGGGUGAUCUGACGACUGUCAUUGUUGGCUGCGCGGGGUACAACUCCGAUGUGACGGUUCCGGAAAGCAGAGAGCGCACAGUCCGAUUCAUCAUGAUCGAUGCUAUUUACUGUUUAGUGGGAAGCAUCUGCCAGUUUGUGCUCGGGUUUGUCAUCAGAACAUUUGGUUUUGAAGCACCUUACCUGUCUGUCAUUGGAUUUAUCGCUAUCACCUCUGCUUUCAUAAUCUGGUUUCUGCCGGACAGGCACAUCACCCAAACCCAUGGUCCUGUCAUUGCCCCCGAGGAAGUCCCCUCGAAUCCACUCAAUGUCUUCAAGAACGUCUUCCACCUGUUUGCCCAGAACAAACGGCGGGGUUGGCUCCUAGCUGGCUUCAACUACAUCAUCUUCUCCAACAUUUUGUUUUCGGUGGCUUUGAUGGCCAUUAGUGUGUUGUACACAACGGGGGAACCGUUCUGCAUGGAUCCCUUGCAUGAAGGAUACUACCAAGGCGCCAUGGCUGGGGUUUUUGGCAUAGGCGUUUUGUUUGGAGGGAUCAUAAUUUGCAAGUAUCUGCCCAAGUUCUGGACGAUGCAUCUUGCUUCUCUCUCCGUCGUCGCUUCUCUGGUGAUCACCGCCCUCGCUAAGAGUUACCUGAUGCUUUACAUUGGUUUAGCGACCGGCUUUUUCAUGUUCAUGACUACUCCACUGUCGAGGAGCAGUAUGGCCAACCUCGUAGGCCCAAAUGAACAGGGUAUUGUCUUUGCCUUCAGUGGAUGCUUGAUGAGCUUGUCUGGAUUCCUAUCUCCAAUUAUCUUCAAUGCCAUCUACAGUAGCACUUUGUACUUCAUGGCUGGAUUCGUCUACCUGACUAUGGCCCUGUUAGUUCUGAUAUCCUGGGGUGUCAUUGUGUUGCUGCAUAUUUUUGAGCCCAGGCAGCGGAAUGGGUACAUUGAAAUCAAUGCUGACGUUGAUACAAGUUGCAUUGACGACAAGUUGGCAUAAGCAGCGAACGCCGGAGGAGGUGUAAACCCACUACAGGUUUCUCCAACAGCAAAAUGGCCAGCUUGUAAAACAACUGCUAAUCCCAUGCUCAGGGGACAGUCUCUGUUGUUGUGAAAGCCGAGGACUGAGUUGUGGGGACAGAGAAUGCGGCCCCACAACGGUCUUGGUCUCAUGACGUCUACAUGUAUUUUUUCAACGUUCAACAUGUGUUGUCCCCAUAAACGGUAGGAAGUGUAUGUGGGUAGGCAUUCACCGCGUUCAGGAGACAAGUUCUUUUGUUAGGGAAAUUUGAACCAA